Molecule: messenger RNA, 798 nt
Organism: Symbiodinium sp. CCMP2592
Lineage: Eukaryota; Dinophyceae; Suessiales; Symbiodiniaceae
Source: the annotation of a GenBank genome assembly
AUGAUUCGGGAGCUUGUAAGUUUGUAUUUUGAUGAGUGCAAGACAACGAACCUGAACAAGAAGCGCCUGGAAUAUCGCAGCGAAAUAUGUUUGGAAUUCGAAUCUUACAAGUUGGACGCUUCGGCCGAACUGGCAAUCUGGGUGAAAAGCGCCAUCCAGUUCAAUGGCAUGGCUCCGGACAAAAUCUGGUCGACGGAGAAAGAUCAUGCCUAUCCCGAGCCGGGCUACAAUUUGUUCACGGUCCGUGAGCUUCUGCUGCUGUGCGAGCCAACGCCUGUGCGCUUUGAGGAGAUUUCGAUGCUUGGUGCUGCCAUCGAGGUUUCCUUUGUUUGGAAUUGUCACAUCAACAACGACAAAUGCAAGCCCGAAGUGAAGGUUCGAAGACUGGACACGCUAUUCGAGGAGUCCCAUUUCGGCUACUCCGUUGCCUCCGCUGAGUAUGUCAACGACGAUGAGAGAUACCAGAAGCAUGCGCAUGGAGUCAGAAUCUUCUUGAGAACUGUCGGUUCCGGCCAUCGCCUUUCUGUCAUCAAGCUGGUGAUGAAGGCGUCGACGGCGGGAACGCUUCUCACCGUGGCACCGCUCAUCGCCGACCUUCUCAUGCUGCAGGUGUUCGCCCUGAGCCGGAAGUACUUCGCUCGCAAGUACGAGGUCUCGCCAGACUUCAGCGAGUACAUGGACCAACUCAUGGCCAAGAAGGAAGAGCAGAGUCGGCUCCCUGGCAUGCUCGCCGAGGACGAUGCCGCGGCUUUGGAGCGGGAUCAAGAUUGGCGCCGCAGGCUUGAAGAGCACGACUGA